Messenger RNA from Fusarium pseudograminearum CS3096, 2484 nucleotides. RefSeq lists its product as uncharacterized. The record is from RefSeq and is a predicted model, not a curated record. Gene Ontology annotation, biological process: retrograde transport, endosome to Golgi. The coding region runs from base 1 to 2484 and encodes 827 amino acids. NCBI's taxonomy places the organism in Eukaryota, Fungi, Ascomycota, Sordariomycetes, Hypocreales, Nectriaceae. Gene Ontology annotation, cellular component: GARP complex. The transcript has 3 exons.
AUGAAUGGCAACUAUCGAGAACCUUCAGCCCUAGAUGCUGUCGACUACAAUCCGAUCGACCACCUCAAUAUCCUGUUCUCGCAUCCAUCGACGAUAUCAUCUAUAAGCGAGGUAUCGAAAUCCCUACAAAGCCACCAAAAUGCGCUGUCGAACGACAUAGUCACUCUCGAGACUACCCAAGCCUAUGGUUCCGACUCGAGCCUCGAGCGCAUGCAGUCGGCGCAAGCUGAGCUUGCCCAGCUAUUCCGAAAGAUCGAGACGGUGCGCUCACGUGCGAUCGAGACCGAACAGAAUAUCACCUUGAUGACGGCCGACAUCAAGCGACUCGAUGGAACGAAACGCAACCUCACACUGAGCAUGACAGCUCUCAAGCGGCUGCAGAUGCUGACCACGGCUUAUGAGCAGCUCAGGGGCCUGGCCAAGACGCGCCAGUACAGGGAGUGCGCAGGACUUUUGCAGGCUGUUCUCCAGCUUAUGAAGCAUUUUAAUAGCUAUCGCAGUAUCGAACAGAUCGCGACUCUAAGCAGAGGUGUAGCUGAGCUGCAGCGCGAGCUCCUGGAGCAGGUUUGCGAGGACUUUGAGAUGGCGUUUGCCAAAAGCGAAGUUGGUGCGCGAAGGGGCAUGCUUGUUGAAGCGUGUCUAGUCAUGGAUGCUCUUGGAGAUUCCGCCAAGUCCCGUCUUAUGAAUUGGUAUGUCAAUACCGAAUUGCGAGAGUACCGCCAGGUAUUCCGCGGCAACGACGAAGCAGGCAGCCUGGACAACAUCGGACGACGAUAUGCUUGGUUCAAACGAAUGAUGAAGUCUCAUGAUGACGAGCACUCGAUGAUCUUCCCACCGCACUGGAGGGCCAAUGAGACAUUGGCAGCAGCUUUCUGUGAUGGUACUCGUGAUGACUUCAAGGGUAUUCUGGAGCGGAGCAUGCGACGUACGGACGGCAAUAGGAUCGACGUAAACCUGCUAUUGAGCUGUUUACAGGAGACUCUGGACUUUGAGCAGAGUCUUGAGAAGCGAUUCGCAACAACUUCAAGGGCCAGCAUUGACACCAUCAACUCCGUUGAAGACAGGGCACACAGCUUUCAUGGCAUGAUCUCUGUUGCAUUUGAGCCGUACCUGAGCCUAUGGGUCGAAUCACAAGAUAGACAAUUGGCAGCGAUGAUACCUAGAUAUCGCAGCCAGCCACUUAUACCACCUGAUGACGAGUUCUCACCACAGGCUGUUAUUGCCUCGGCGAUCGAGUUGUUUCACUUUUACAAACUCACGCUGUCACAAUGUGCCAAACUAUCUACCAGCGAACGUCUUCUCGAUCUCGCCAGGAUAUUGGCCAAAUAUCUCGACGAAUACGCCCAACAAGUGUUGCUUCAUAUACUGCAGUCCGGCGGUGCUCAAGGCCCUCCACUUCAAGACGUUGUCCUGGUGUUAAACACGGCUGACUUCUGGCAUACCAACACCAACCAGUUGGAGGAGAGCAUCAAGAAGCGAAUUGACAGCGAACUCGUGUCCAAGGUUGAUCUCUCAUCGCAGUCAGAUGCCUUUCUCGGUGUAGCGAGUGCAUCUGUUCUCGCUCUGGUGCGCGUCGUCGAACUUGACUGCGAGGGCGUUUGGCGUGAGAUGAAGAAUACCAACUGGAGCACCAUGGAGAGCGUUGGUGAUCAGAGUUCAUACGUUGGAGAGUUGGUAAAGCAUGCUGAUGGCAAAGCUGCCGAGAUCUUGGCCAUUAUAUCAAAACAACAGUAUGCCAGAGCGUUUUGUGACAAUUUGGUGGAGCAUCUGGCGACAGGGUAUAUCAAUAGCAUUAUUCAAUGCCGACCUAUAUCCGAAGUUGGCGCCGAACAGAUGUUGCUUGACAAAUAUGUUCUCACCAAGGCGUUUGAGAAGUUGAUCAUGCAUCAUGCAUCGCUCUCUGAACAAGAUGCUCCACCAUCGAGUUUCGUGCGGAGAGUUCAGCAUUGCAUGAAUCGACUUGAUCCAUUGCUCAAGACUCUUCAAGUGCGCCCAUCGCCACCAGAAGGGUUGGUGCAGGCGUAUCUGAUUCAUAUUGGUGAUCGCUCGGAUACCAACUUCAAGAAGAUACUGGAUCUCAAGGGUGUUCGAAAAACGGACCAUGGCCACUUGAUAGAGCUCUUUGGCAUUCAUCGUGACAGCACAACUAAUGACAAGUUGGUUGCCAGCUCACCCUUGCUGACACCUCUCAUGACGACCAUGACUUUGGGCAACACUGCUCAUCUUUCCACCAUGAAUCCAUCAGUAGCUGCCGCAGUCAGUCCUAGAUUUGAAGCAGGGUCCCUUGGCGAGAAGCUUCUUAGCGCAGCAAGAGAUAUUAGCCAGAGCAGCACGAGCACAGCAGCACAGACGGGAUUAGAAAAGGCGACAAUUAACGAGAACUUGCGAAACUUUGGCAAGUUCUUCAAGAGAGAUAUUGGAUCUUUGGGAGCGAGAUUUGGAAAGCGAGAUGGCAGUGUUGGUCCAGAGGAGGGACAGCGAUAG